This is a messenger RNA of Cucurbitaria berberidis CBS 394.84, 942 nucleotides long. RefSeq lists its product as uncharacterized. Gene Ontology annotation, cellular component: cytoplasm. Gene Ontology annotation, molecular function: zinc ion binding. The transcript has 2 exons. Lineage: Eukaryota; Fungi; Ascomycota; Dothideomycetes; Pleosporales; Cucurbitariaceae. The record is from RefSeq and is a predicted model, not a curated record. Bases 1 to 942 code for a protein of 313 amino acids.
AUGGCGAACACAAACCCCUCCCAACCGCAAUCAUACGUCGAGAUGCCGCAAGGCGAAGUUGAAGCUAUUGGCGCACACUGCCAACUAGAAUACUGCCAUGUCCUUGACUUCCUGCCGUUCAAAUGCCAGAGCUGCAAGGGAACCUUCUGUCUCGACCACCGGAGCGAAUAUGCACACAAGUGCAUCAACGAAGGCGCCUGGGCUAGAGCACGAACAGAACAGGCUAGGACAUCGUCCGUACCUUCGAAGCCCUCACUGUAUACCCACGACCAGCAAUGCUACGACAAGUCGUGCAAGACGCUCAUCAACACACCGCGCAUGCCAGCGAACCAGUGCUCGUCAUGUAACCGCUCCUACUGCCUCAAGCAUCGCAUGCCCGAAGAUCAUGACUGCAAAAACGUACCGCGGCGCGGCGCGACUGCCCCAAGUGCAAGACAGCAGACGAUGAGCGCCCUAUCGAAGCUGAAACUAUGGGCAGAGAACAAGAGGAAUGAGGAUGCGAAGCGGAGAAGUACACCGAAGAAGUCAGGCGGUUUCCUUGGACUGGGCAAGAACUCGAGUGCUGCGGCCUCGGCACAAUCCGAGCUCAAUAUGUUGAAACGCACAGCGAAAGGCGAGGCAAGCGUACCGCAAGAGAAGCGAAUAUACCUGCACGUCGAAGCUUCCGCCGACACAACCAAGGCGAAAUUCCCAACCGGUAAAUUCUUCUACAAUAAAGAGUGGACGGUGGGACGGGUGCUAGAUAUGGCGGCCAAGAGUUUGCAGGUCCAGAACGUCAACAACCGCGGUGGAGGCGAGGAAGAGAAACUACGCGUAUUCCAUGUCGAGGGUGGACGGUUACUGAAGUUUGCCGAGAAGAUUGGGGAGUCGUGUACUACUGGGAAUAUGAUAGUGUUACUUCGAGGGGUGGGAGAUGGCGAGCCCGAUUUGAUUGAUCUAUGA